This is a messenger RNA of Microplitis demolitor, 1400 nucleotides long. RefSeq lists its product as hypothetical. Lineage: Eukaryota; Metazoa; Arthropoda; Insecta; Hymenoptera; Braconidae. The record is from RefSeq and is marked provisional. The transcript is spliced from 4 exons. Bases 789 to 1394 code for a protein of 201 amino acids.
UAAUAAUUAGCAUGAUCGUCUUUGUGUUGUUUAAGAACGAACCACUUGAUGAUUUAUUUUAAUAAUGUUAUCCCUUCGGUUUUUGUACAGAAUAAUUCUGUUUUUAAUGUAAGAAUUUAACAAAUAAAACAAUGGUCAAAUUAUAAUUAGAGUUUCAACUUUAUUUCAAAUACUUUAGUAAUUAUAUAAUGAUUAAAAUCAUGUAAGGAAGGUGUGCGCAAAUCUAUGCAUUUCAGUCCGAAAUGAAUGGUCUUGCACACACUCACCCACAGCACAUAGUUAAUAGAACUGAUAUUAAACCGCCUUCUUGUCUGAUUGUUCUAGUAAUCUUUAGAUCAGAGCAUUAAUAAUAAACAUGUAGUUCAUUGUAUAUUCAAGUAAUGCCAACCGCAAAAUAACUUGCUAUAACUGGACACCCUAAAAUGACCAUACUAUAACGAAUUCACUAUCAUUUUGUUUGACGAGAAAUAAUGCGCCUAUUACGCCGUACUUCCGUGCCAAUGAACUGAUGACAUUUAAUGUUAAAUAAUAAUCGGGCAAGGUCUUGUUUAUCAACAGCUAUUCAAUUUAAUACCUAGGUACUCUUACAAAAACAAAGCUAAGAUUGGUUUUAAUAAUCUCGGGAAACCUGUUCCAUACAAAACAUCAAAAAAAUUUCGCUUAAAUGAGAUUGAUCUAGGCUUGAUAUAAAUAUAGAAAUCUUGGGCAUUGAGCUAAUCAGUCUUCGGGUGGGAAGUACGCGCUAAUAUUUGUGGUUCAAUAACGUAGAUUGUAUCAAUACAUAAGAAAUGGAAGAAUACUUAGUUGCAUCGUAUGAUAAACUAUCGCACAGAAUUUUUGUGCCUAAGGGCUGGCCGGUUCGCGGAUUCAAGAAACUCCUAUUAUUAUUUGCUGAGAAAGUAAUUUAUGAAGAUGACCCUGACCAGAUAGUCAUCUUGAGAAUAAACGAUAUAUCAACAAUGUUGGCUCACCGCAAAUAUGGAAGUGAAACUUACUACAUUUUUGAAACAAUCUUCGAUUACGGACUAAAGGACGCACACAUCAUUAAUGUUGUCUUUACUGACCUUGCAAUGAUAAAAAAUCCAGUAGCGGCUGAUGCUUCAAAUUCAAAAUCUUCAGCGGGAACGGUCGAGGAAAUUUCCGAUAAUGAGAUACCAGUUGAUGACUACAUUGUUUGUAAGGAACAGAGUUAUUAUAUAACGACGCAUUAUGUUGUGCCAGUCACACAAGUUAUACAGUGGAUGCGUCGUGAAGCAGAUACCAUCCACACAGUGGAUUCUCAUACUUCAGCAGAUUUAUCUAGGUACUUAUUGUUCAUAUUCCUUGAGAUAUGCGAACAGCAGAUAGAAACUAAAUUAGACGGCGAUGGAGGCAUAAUCGUAGUUUUAGACUAAUCAUCU